Molecule: messenger RNA, 2254 nt
Organism: Nanorana parkeri
Lineage: Eukaryota; Metazoa; Chordata; Amphibia; Anura; Dicroglossidae
Gene: FAM13C
Product: family with sequence similarity 13 member C
Exons: 15
Coding region: 113-2005 (630 amino acids)
Source: RefSeq, a predicted model, not a curated record
UAUGUGCAUGUCGAGCUAACAGAGAGGCUUGUCUUUGCAAUGCCAUGUUUGUGUAUGUGUACCAUCUACCGGACAGGAUUCCGUCAGCCUGCUCGCCCCUCUCUGUAAUCUGAUGUUUUCUUGUUUCUGUUUUAGUCUUCAGGAUAAUUCCUUCGGCAGCGCAGCUGUAACAGAGAACGAAUGUGAAUCACCCUCCUUACAUGAGGACCAAACUGUCUGUUCCAAGCUCAGCAGAGAUGACAAUAAUAAAGAAAACUACCCUCGCAGAGCCACAGAACUGGAGGAAAAUGCUGCCCCUUCCCGAGAUCUCCAGCAUCACAUGGACAAGAAGAUGUUUGAUGUCUCAUCCAGACAUGGAAUUGGUAUCUUGCAAUCAAAGCAACCCAAAUCAAGUGUCCGAACAGAUAUUGGGAAGAUCCAUGAAGGAAGUCAGGAAAUUGAGACUAUAAGUCAAUGCCUUCCUGAAAUCUGGACUACAAAAGGAAUGAUGUCUCAUGAGCACAGUCCUCAUGUAUCUAUGAGAGCAGCCACUGAUUUCCAGACAAGAAACAGUCCUAUUAUGAGGAUCCAGACAAAAGAAAUUGCUGAGCAGUUGCAGCAUGUGGGUGAGAAUUCCUUCUUGAAGCUGCAGGCCCUGGAAACUGAUCUGUGUUCUGCUUUCUUGCCAACCCAGGAGGAGGUGGUGCAGUCUCAUGGCUGCAAGGAGGCAAGCAGCUCAUUAAUCCAAACUGUGCCAAGCGAAGGGCUCAGCCAUGCAGAACCAGCGAUGGUGCAUCGAGAGUCUCAGAACGACUCGGAUCACAGUGCCGAGGACACACGCAGCUGUGGGACCAGCCGGCUGUUGUUCCACAUUACAGAUGGAGAUAAUCCUCUACUCUCUCCUCGGUGUUCCAUCUUUAGUCAAAGUCAGAGAUUUAACCUGGAUCCAGAGUCUGCACCAUCCCCUCCUAGUGCCCAGCAAUUCAUGAUGCCAAGAAGCACAUCAAGAGGGAACUGUGAAGACCCAAAAGAGCCGCUGACAGUCAUACAGCUCACUAAACAAAUCCAGAACCUCAAGAAGAAGAUCAGGAAAUAUGAAGAUAAAUUUGAGCUUGAGAAAAACUAUCGUCCAUCUCACAGUGAUAAGACAUCUAAUCUUGAAGUUCUGAAAUGGAUGAAUGACUUGGCAAAGGCUCGUAAGCAACUCAAAGAGCUAAAACUGAAGUUAUCUGAAGGCCAAAAUGUGCCAAGAACCACACAAAAUCAGACCUAUGAAGAAAUGUCUGUGGCAUCCAAAGCAAUGGAGCAGCACGGAGCCACCAGCUCGCCAAUGUCCUCUGUAGAGGAAACAGUAGAGACUGUAUGGAAGAGGCUUAAAGAGAAGCGACAACUGCUUAAUAUUCCAGAAAACUUAAAGGAUAUGACAAAAAAGCAAAUGAAUCUGGAAAAAAUGAGUCUCCAGAAAUGCCUUCUGUAUUUUGAGAAUAUUCAUGGACGACCAGUCACAAAGCAAGAGAGGAGUCUUAUGAAACCAUUAUAUGACAGAUAUAGGAUUAUAAAGCAGCUGCUUUCUACUGCAACCCUGAUUCCAACAAUUCAUGAAGAAGAGGAUUCGGAAGAUGACAGUGCUCAGAACUCCUCCUGUGAAUUCACUCUGACAGCAGAUCCAGAACUGGCUGUAGAUGAGCAUCUGUUUUAUUGCAGUGAAGAUCCAGAACCUGCAUAUGUCUCUCCCCUGGAUGAAAAAUAUUCAGUUCGACAGUCGGCGGUGUCCAUGUCCAACCUUCAUGAAGCAUCAAUGUCUGAGCUUCUUGAUCAACUUCGAGAAACCAGAGCAGAUAAGAAAAGGUUAAGAAAAGCUUUAAGAGAGUUUGAAGAGCACUUUUUACGACAGACCGGAAGGAGCGCGCAGAAAGAAGACAGAAUACCAAUGGCUGAAGAGUACUGUGAAUACAAACAGAUAAAAGCUAAGCUUCGGCUGCUGGAGGUCCUGAUCAGUAAGCAAGAUGUAUCUAAAACGAUUUAGAAUCUGCGAACACACCACAAGCGGUAUUCUGAAGACAAAACUUUGCUGUAUUUCUGCACACUCAUGUAUGACACUGAAAUGCUCAUGCACUUUAAUAGUUAUACACUACCUGCUAGGGAUAACAGUAGCAUGGAAUUGAAAAGGGAUAAUUCAAGAUCUGUCCACAAAACACUUCUAAUAGUUGGAGCUUUAAAGGCCAAGGAGGUAAGAUCAGUGAUGUUGAGCCACCCAGGGCAACCAGUUAGCUUU